Daktulosphaira vitifoliae (grape phylloxera) is the source of this 2335-nucleotide messenger RNA. Its product is annotated as putative fatty acyl-CoA reductase CG5065. Gene Ontology annotation, cellular component: peroxisome. Gene Ontology annotation, molecular function: alcohol-forming very long-chain fatty acyl-CoA reductase (NADP+) activity. Gene Ontology annotation, biological process: long-chain fatty-acyl-CoA metabolic process. NCBI's taxonomy places the organism in Eukaryota, Metazoa, Arthropoda, Insecta, Hemiptera, Phylloxeridae. The record is from RefSeq and is a predicted model, not a curated record. The transcript is spliced from 10 exons. The coding region runs from base 227 to 1723 and encodes 498 amino acids.
UUCACGGCCGUAUACAUCUAGCAAACUUCAAGAUUUGUAACACAAUUAAGUCUCUAGACACUCAGUAAACAAAUCGGAUCGACUCGGAUACCACGGCGAAGGAUAUCAACCAACUUAGUUUCUACGAGAGCGUUUACUAGGUAAAACCAAUUAAAGUUACACAUUUCAAAGUAUGAAAGACAAAAUUUAAAAAAAAGAACAAUUGUAAAUUCAGAUAAAUAUAAAAAUGGAAGAAAAAAGCGAAGUAGCAGCAUUUUUUGCGGGACGGUCAGUUUUUGUAACCGGUGGCACUGGAUUAAUGGGAAAAGUGCUAGUGUGGAAAUUAUUAACAGGAUGUCCAGACAUAGAAAAAAUAUAUGUAUUAAUCAGAAGUAAAAGAGGUAAAUCUCCUUAUCUUCGAUACCAAGAUGUUAUUAAAGCUCCGAUAUUUAACGAUAUUCGUGCAAAAAAUAAAAAUUUAUUGAACAAAAUAGAAGUAAUCAGUGGUGAUGUUGGAAUUGAUGGACUAGGUAUAGCUCCUGAUAUGAAAAUCAAGUUAAUAUCAACUGUUUCAGUCGUCUUUCACGGAGCAGCGACUUUGAACUUGGAGGCAACGCUAUCCGAAGCCAUCAAUCUUAACACAAAAGGAACAUUGCGUACAUUAGAAUUUUGUUCUGAAAUGAAGAAUUUAGUGUCUUUCGUUCACUUUUCGACAGCUUUUUGUCAUGUAGACUUAGAGAGUCUUGAUGAGGAAGUACAUAAAUCACCUUACGAUGUGCACAAUAUGAUCAGAUUAAAUUCAUGGCUUGACGAAAAAUCCAUUCAGACAGUCACGUCUCAUUUAAUCAAACCACAUCCGAACACUUAUACUUUUUCAAAACGAUUAGCUGAAGAUAUUGUUAGCGAGUUCUACCCUCAAAUGCCCGUUUGUAUAGCAAGACCGUCUAUAGUUACUCCGGCACUCAAAGAACCACUGCCAGGGUGGGUAGAUAAUUUAAACGGGCCCGUGGGGAUCAUGGUGGCUGGAGGCAAGGGCGUAUUAAGAUCCAUUUUAUGUAAUCCGGAUUACACUGCAGAAGCCAUAUCAGUAGAUUUAGCAAUUAACGCUGUAAUUUCUAUUGCUUGGAAUAUGGGGACAUCAAAAGAUAAAAAAAAAUGUAUUCCUGUGUACAAUCUUACUCAACAUAAUUUAAAUCCAAUAUCAUGGCGUACUGUCUUGGAUAAAGGCAGGAAUAUCGCUCUUAAAUAUCCGUUUGAAGUUAUAUUGUGGUAUCCUAAUGGCUCUAUGACAACAAAUAGGUACAUUCACAUGUACAAUAGGAUUUUCCAUCAUUGGAUACCCGCAUACUUUAUCGAUAUACUAUUGUUUAUAUUUGGACAAAAAAGAUUCAUGGUAAGAGUUCAACAAAAAAUAGCUGAUGGAUUACGAGUGUUACAAUACUUUACAAUGCGUAAUUGGGAUUUCAAAAACGACAAAUUGUUAGCCCUCAGGGAAACAAUGAACUCUACUGAUCGUGAACUGUUCGACAUGCAUUUUGAAAAGUUGGAUAUUGAGAAGUAUUUCACCGAUUGCAUUUUAGGUGCUCGAACAUACUGUCUAAAAGAAGACCCAAACAGUUUGCCAAAAUCUAGAAAAAUCAUCAAAGUGUUGUACGUGUUAGACGUUAUCGUUAAGUACUUAAAAUAUGCAUUGUUAGCUUGGAUAUGCUACAAACUUUAUUCUGUCGUUAAUGCCGCGUACUAAUAAUUUGCUUCAUAUAAUCCGCAUUAUCUUAUUUAUUCACAGCGCUCUAAUGAUGUUAUUCUAAGAUUUAAUUGAAGAUAAAUAUUUCCGGAUUCUCUAAAUUUGGAUCUUUGACCAAGAGAAUUAAAAAAACCCAUACAUUUUUUUACAACACAUUCGUAGGUUUUCAUUUAUUGUUCUUGUUUCUUCUUAUCACUCCGCUGCUGGAUACGUCAAAACCCCCUUUAGAUAUGCUUUUAAUAUAGUGUUUCCCCUUAUAUUCUGACACGCACCCUCUGACCGAGGAGAUGAAUACGCACGUCGCUACCUCUUGAAAGUAUUUAAACGCAUUGUUCUCGAAUACAGAAGAAAGCAGACAUCACAAGUACCUUUUAUAGUUAUAUACAAACGAGCAUCUUUUGUUCGUCCGGCCACUAGCCUCGGGAUCUACGUUCGCUAUAUUGAUUUACACGUACUAUACGAAUCGAGAAGCAAAAAGAAUUUUCGAGAAAAAAUAUUCUGUCAUCUAAACACCAUUAUCACCAAGAAGUGGUACUAGGUAGAUCAAUAAAAUAUACAAAAAACAAAAGGAUUUUAAACGAAAUUUCUUGACCAGUGCACUACCACCACCAC